Messenger RNA from Condylura cristata (star-nosed mole), 1913 nucleotides. RefSeq names its product acyl-CoA synthetase medium-chain family member 4 (gene ACSM4). The transcript has 13 exons. The record is from RefSeq and is a predicted model, not a curated record. Gene Ontology annotation, cellular component: mitochondrial matrix. Gene Ontology annotation, molecular function: fatty-acyl-CoA synthase activity; fatty acid ligase activity. NCBI's taxonomy places the organism in Eukaryota, Metazoa, Chordata, Mammalia, Eulipotyphla, Talpidae. The coding region runs from base 1 to 1746 and encodes 581 amino acids. Gene Ontology annotation, biological process: acyl-CoA metabolic process; fatty acid biosynthetic process.
AUGAGGAUCCUCCUCCGCUGCUGGACGCCGCUCAGGUGCCUCUGGCUCCCCAGGCCGGCCGGCCGGCUCCUUCACAAAGACCACCGGCUUCGGGCACCGCUGACCCUUGCGGACUUUGAAGCCAUCAACCGCUGUGAGCGGCCCCUGCCCAAGAACUUCAACUUCGCCGGGGACGUGCUGGACCAGUGGUCUCAGAAGGAGAAGACAGGAGAGAGACCAGCCAACCCAGCCCUGUGGUGGGUGAGCGGCAAAGGGGAUGAGGUGAAAUGGAGUUUUGGAGAACUGGGAUCCUUGUCUCGAAAAGUGGCCAACGUGCUCACCAAGCCCUGUGGCCUGAACAGAGGCGACCGCAUCGCUGUGAUCCUGCCCCGCAUUCCAGAGUGGUGGCUCAUCAACGUGGCCUGCAUGCGAACCGGGCUUGUCUUCAUGCCGGGAACAAUCCAGUUGAGAGCCAAAGACAUCCUCUAUCGGCUGCAAGCAUCGAAGGCCAAGUGCAUCGUGGCCAGCGAGGAGGUGGCCCGGGCAGUGGAGUCCAUUGUGUCAGAGUGUCCCCACUUGAAAACCAAGCUCCUGGUGUCUCCGCAGAGUCGGGACGGCUGGCUCAACUUCCAGGAGUUGUUCCAAUCUGCCUCUGCAGAGCACAACUGCGUCGAGACAGGAAGUCAAGAACCAAUGGCCAUUUACUUCACCAGUGGGACCACAGGCCUCCCCAAGAUGGCCCAGCACUCCCAGAGCAGCCUUGGAAUCGGGUACACCAUCUGCGGAAGGUACUGGCUGGACCUGAAGUCCUCAGACAUCGUCUGGAACAUGUCCGACACUGGCUGGGUCAAGGCUGCCAUCGGCAGUGUGUUUUCCUCCUGGCUUCAUGGAGCCUGUGUGUUUGUGCAUCAGAUGGCUCAGUUCAACACAGAGACCUUCCUAGAUACACUCACCUCUUAUCCCAUCACGACCCUGUGCAGCGCUCCGACUGUGUACCGGAUGCUCGUGCAAAAAGAUCUUACGAGAUACAAAUUCAAGGAGCUGAGGCACUGCUUGACAGGCGGGGAGCCGCUGAACCCUGAGGUGCUGGAGCAGUGGAAGGCGCAAACUGGACUGGAGCUGUAUGAGGGCUAUGGGCAGACGGAAGUGGGAAUAAUUUGUGCCAAUCAGAAAGGACAAGAAAUUAAACCAGGCUCGAUGGGGAAAGGAAUACUACCCUAUGAUGUCCAGAUUAUAGAUGAAAAUGGCAACAUUUUACCCUCUGGCAACGAAGGGGAAAUUGCCCUCAGACUAAAGUCUACACGGCCCUUCUGCUUCUUUACUGAAUAUGUGGACAAUCCCAAGAAAACUGCCGCCACAAUACGAGGGAAUUUUUAUGUCACUGGAGACAGAGGCAUGAUGGACAGUGAUGGGUAUUUAUGGUUUGUCGGCAGAGCUGAUGAUGUCAUCAUAUCCUCCGGGUACCGUAUUGGCCCCUUUGAAGUGGAGAGUGCGCUAAUUGAGCACCCAGCUGUUGUUGAAUCCGCUGUUGUCAGCAGUCCAGACCCAGUCAGGGGAGAGGUAGUGAAAGCUUUUGUUGUCUUAUCUGCUCCCUUUAAAUCAUCCAACCUUGAGAAAUUAACUCUUGAGCUUCAAGAUCAUGUGAAAAAAGCAACUGCACCUUACAAAUAUCCACGAAAGGUGGAAUUUGUGGAAGAGCUCCCAAAGACAGUCACUGGGAAAAUCAAACGCAACGUUUUAAGAGACCAUGAAUGGGGACAAACAUAGGCUGACAGAAAGCUAACCAAUGAAGUAGUUCCAAGCUUAUGUUCAAUCCUUGCGUCAUUUAACCGGCUACAUGGAAUGCUUAAGGUUUUUCCUGACUGAAAAACUUGAGCCUGUGUUUUGUACCUAGCUAAAAAUUAAGUAACAAUCCAAAACUAUUUGGGAGGAAA